AUGUCUCGUAGCUCCAAGUACGCCGUUGACAUACACAACCGAAAGGAACUAUCCCGAGGCACGUCUGUCAGCUCGAGGGCAAGCCGCUCGACAAUGUCUCGUCCUAUGUCCACCUGCUCAACAGGCUACGAGACCGACUCUUCCUCUGGGAGCAUGUGGUCCACCCAGCAGCCGGCCCAGAGCGCCGACACCAAGACAAAGAUCAACAGCAAGGGACAGUUUGUGACUGUCAUCAAUCACAAGCAACAAAACCACCAGAACGAGCCGAGUCCGACGUACAAGUCAGCCAAAACUUACGGCAAAAAGGCCUGA
Messenger RNA from Diaporthe batatas, 312 nucleotides. RefSeq lists its product as uncharacterized. The transcript has a single exon. The coding region runs from base 1 to 312 and encodes 103 amino acids. The record is from RefSeq and is a predicted model, not a curated record. NCBI's taxonomy places the organism in Eukaryota, Fungi, Ascomycota, Sordariomycetes, Diaporthales, Diaporthaceae.